AUGCAGAGCAUGCAGAGACGUUUCGGUCGAAUGACCGCCACAAAGUCUGCCGACAACAGUCAAGUGGCCGUCCUUUUAAAGGACUUUGAAGAUGCUGAUAACCUUUUUACCAAGAUUAUCGAAUCGACAAAAGCCUGGCGCGAUGCUUGGGUCUCCAUUGCAACCUUCCAGAGUCGCUUGGCCGAUGAAUUCGAUGGACUAUAUGCGCCUAUCGUUGGCUCAGCCGAGACCGAAACCCGCCAUAUCCCCGAGGAAACUCCCCCUGCGCUCCUCUCACGAACGAACAAUCUCCGACGCGAAUAUGACGAGCUGCGCGGUGAACUUGUACAGGAGCUCAAUGUCGUUGAGCUGCGCAUGUCCCAGCCCGCGGAGCAAGCGAAGAGCUACCUGGCUCCAAUGAAGAAGGCUAUCAAAAAGCGAAAUGAUAAAAAGUCGGAUUUUGAACGUUUCCAAAGCAAAGUCGAUGGCCUCAUCCAUAAACCAAAACGCACCGACCGGGAAAAUGCCAAUCUCGCCAAGGCCGAAGCAGAUCUAUCAAUGGCAAAAGAGGUCUACCAACAAGCAGAUCAUGACCUGCUCCAGCGCCUCCCCACUCUGAUCUCACUUCUCUUCUCCCUAGCCCCAUUUAUACUCCAGGCCCAGGUCGAAAUCCAGAACCGCAUGUUGGCCCACUACUACACAGUUCUCUCGGGCUACUGUCAAGAUGAAGGGCUCCCCAACCCACCACCCUCAAUGGAACAAGUCGUUCAAGAAUGGGAAUCCGCAUACAGGCCCGCCCAAGCCGACUUCGAGAGUCUAAGCUGCCUCUCCCACGGCAAAGCUCUCCGCCUGUCACAAGCCCACGAAGCUCAAAACAAGCGUCCCUCUAUCGGCGGUCGUACUAUCAGCACUAUGUCCUCGGCUUCAUCCGUCCGCAGCGGUAACAGCGUACCCCGAUACGGCGUGCCACCCCCAAUGCUCGCACCUAAGCCCAGUGCAGCAGAUAUGCGGUCCCCAUCACCAAGCUCCUCAAUGAUGACCCCGCCUAUUUCCGUUGGCAGCUCGUCGAGCACGCCUCCACUUCCCUCGGGAGGGGACUCGUACAUGCCUCCUCCUCCGGUCGCCCCAACACCAAGUCCAUACCUCCAACCUGCCGCCCCACCAACGGGCGUCACAUUCUCACCCGCAGGCCCGAACAUUGAUCAUUUCCAACUCCACCGCCCGGCCACCUCAAGCACUACUUCCAGCGCGGGAACCGAGCCCUUUGCCAUGGCGGCACUCAAAAAACGGAAACCCCCACCCCCGCCUCGACCCGUCAACUUUGUCACGGCCUUGUACGACUUUGACGGGCAGGGCACUGGAGAUCUUGUCUUCCGAGAGGGCGAUCGGAUUCGCGUGAUACAGAAGACGAACAGCACGGAUGACUGGUGGGAAGGCGAGUUGCGGGGUGUGCAGGGAGCGUUCCCUGCGAAUUAUGUCGAGUAA
Penicillium brasilianum is the source of this 1464-nucleotide messenger RNA. The record is from the annotation of a GenBank genome assembly. NCBI's taxonomy places the organism in Eukaryota, Fungi, Ascomycota, Eurotiomycetes, Eurotiales, Aspergillaceae.